Malassezia pachydermatis is the source of this 1620-nucleotide messenger RNA. RefSeq names its product glycerol transporter. The record is from RefSeq and is a predicted model, not a curated record. NCBI's taxonomy places the organism in Eukaryota, Fungi, Basidiomycota, Malasseziomycetes, Malasseziales, Malasseziaceae. The coding region runs from base 1 to 1620 and encodes 539 amino acids. Gene Ontology annotation, biological process: GPI anchor biosynthetic process. Gene Ontology annotation, cellular component: endoplasmic reticulum. The transcript has 2 exons.
AUGGAGUUGGAGGAUGACCAACCUGUGUCCUCCAAGCCUCGGGGUAUCACCAUAAUUACGCCGGAUGCGUUUGCGACAGAAUCGACGCAGACCACAUCCAUUGACUCUACCACGCCACCACUAUGGCGAAGCAAGGAAUUUUAUGUGUACUACGUAACAGCUGCCUUUGUGAUUCCGUAUAUGAUUUGGGUGCCUAUAUCCUUAAGCUCUUCCACGCACCCUGAAUAUUUCCGACUCUUUCGUGACAAUGCAGUGCUGAUCUUUGUGUUGAUGGUGGUGUAUGCUCUGCUCUCUAGCAUGGUACGCUGGCUCGCUCAUGUCACGCGGAUACCGCAUGUGACAGCACGCACAGCCUUUCUCUUUAUUACGGGGAUCGUGUUUGUGACAGCAUUGCAUGGUGUGAACGUUCUCAAGAUGUUAGCCCUGGCGGGCAUCAAUUAUGGACUGGUCCGUGCAGCGCCAUGGGUCCCUCGACGCGUCAUAACUACGCUGAUUUGGGCCAUGAAUGGAGGUGCUUUGUUCCUAGCUUUCUACACGGAAGGCAUCCCAUGGCAUAUGCUCUCUCCAUCACUGGCCUGGCUCGAUGAGUACAGUGGUUUAAUUCGACGCUGGCAUAUUAGCUACAAUUUCACCAUGCUGAGGAUGGUCAGUUUUGCGUUGGACGCCGUGUGGGCACAGGCCGGGUAUGCGCCUGACCGCCCAGCAUUGACACCAGCGCAGCAACGUGUGCGGCAGUCGCGCCCCGUGCAAGAGUAUACAAUGCUAGCACAGUUGGUGUACCUUUGGUACCCACCGCUGUUCAUUGCUGGUCCCAUUAUGACGUUCAACGACUUUCAAUCACAGCGGGUGCAGCCACUCCAAGUGCCAUGGCGGUCGGUGGCGAUAUAUAUGUUGCGGUGUGCAGUGGCCUUGCUCUCUAUUGAGUUCAUGAUGCAUUACAUGUACGUUAACGCGAUGAAAAUGGCGCAUACAUGGAUGGGGUAUACGCCGAUGGAGUUGGCGAUCCUAGGGUUUUGGAGCUUGGAGUUUGUGUGGCUCAAGCUGGUCGUUCCCUGGCGUGUCUUCCGGUGCUGGGCACUGUUGGACGGCGUCGAUGCACCUGAAAAUAUGAUUCGCGCCAUUACCAACAGCCCGUCUGCGCUGCUGUUUUGGCGUGCAUGGCACCGCAGCUACAAUUUGUGGGUCGUACGGUACAUCUACAUUCCACUAGGUGGCACUCAACGACAGAUUCUCGCGUCUUUGGUGGUAUUUACUUUUGUGGCGCUCUGGCACGAUUUAUCGUUCACGCUUUUGGCGUGGGCGUGGCUCAUUGUGCUGUUCAUCGUGCCCGAAGUCCUAGGUCGCACCUUGGUUCCAGCGUCCAAGUACCAACAUACGCCGUGGUUCCGGCAUGUGCGUGCCUUGGGCACGGUGGCCAAUGUAUUCAUGAUGAUGUCGGCCAACCUGGUUGGGUUUGUCGUGGGAUUGGAUGGUGUACAAUAUGUCUGGUCACAGCUGCUCGGCACAAGAAAGGGAUGGGUAUGCAUUGCCGAGCUCAUAGGUGUGCUGUUUAUCGGUGCACAGCUUAUGUGGGAGUACCGCGCUGAAGAAAAAAGGCGAGGCAUUGUGCGUAAUUGCUAG